This is a messenger RNA of Phalacrocorax carbo (great cormorant), 6217 nucleotides long. The record is from RefSeq and is a predicted model, not a curated record. NCBI's taxonomy places the organism in Eukaryota, Metazoa, Chordata, Aves, Suliformes, Phalacrocoracidae.
GAGGCGGGGCGGGGGGAGGAGGAGGAGGAAGCGGAGGGGCAGCGGACGGGCGGGAGGCGGAGGGGGGGCGCCCCCAAGAUGGCGGACCAGAUCCCGCUGCACCCGGUGCCGCGCAGCACCCAGCGGAGAGCGGCCUAUUACACGAGCGCCGCCGCGCCGCAGAGGCACAGCAGGUACCAAGUGGAAGAUGAGUCCUCUCAUUUGGAUGAAAUGCCACUAAUGAUGUCAGAAGAAGGCUUUGAAAAUGAUGAGAGUGAUUACCAUACUCUACCAAGAGCCAGAAUUUCUCAGAGAAGAAGAGGCUUAGAAUGGUUUAUCUGUGGUGGAUGGAAGUUCCUUUGCACUAGUUGUUCUGAUUGGCUCAUAAACAUCUGCCGAAGAAAGAAAGAAUUGAAGGCUCGCACAGUAUGGCUUGGGUGUCCUGAAAAGUGUGAAGAAAAAUACCCCAAAAAUGCCAUAAAAAAUCAAAAAUACAAUGUCUUCACAUUUAUACCUGGGGUUUUAUAUGAACAGUUCAAGUUUUUCUUGAAUCUGUAUUUUCUCGUCGUGUCCUGCUCACAAUUUGUACCAGCAUUGAAAAUAGGCUACCUGUACACGUACUGGGCUCCUCUGGGAUUUGUUUUGACGGUCACAGUGGUACGGGAAGCCGUUGAUGAAUUUCGACGUUACAAGAGAGACAAGGAAAUGAAUUCACAGUUAUAUAGCAAGCUGACAGUACGAGGUAAAGUGCAAGUUAAGAGUUCAGACAUACAAGUUGGAGACCUCAUCAUAGUGGAAAAGAAUCAACGAAUCCCAUCUGACAUGGUGUUUCUCAGAACAUCGGAAAAAACUGGUUCAUGUUUCAUUCGAACUGACCAGCUUGAUGGAGAAACAGACUGGAAACUGAAGGUUGCUGUCAGUUGCACACAAAGAUUGCCAGCUUUGGGGGAUCUCUUUUCAAUCAAUGCUUAUGUUUAUGCUCAGAAGCCACAGCUGGAUAUUCACAGUUUUGAGGGUACCUUCACACGGGAAGACAGUGAUCCAGCAGUUCAUGAAAGUCUAAGCAUAGAAAAUACAUUAUGGGCAAGCACUGUUGUUGCUUCAGGAACUGUAAUUGGUGUUGUCAUUUACACAGGCAAGGAAACUCGAAGUGUAAUGAACACAUCCAACCCGAAAAAUAAGGUUGGCUUGCUGGACCUGGAGUUGAAUCAACUGACCAAAGCCCUGUUUUUGGCUUUAGUUGCACUAUCAGUUGUUAUGGUAACCUUGCAAGGGUUUGUAGGCCCAUGGUAUCGCAACCUUUUCCGGUUCCUCCUCCUGUUUUCCUAUAUCAUCCCGAUCAGUUUACGUGUGAACUUGGACAUGGGUAAGGCAGCCUAUGGGUGGAUGAUUAUGAAAGAUGACAAUAUUCCUGGAACAGUUGUUCGAACUAGCACCAUACCAGAAGAGUUGGGACGAUUAGUUUAUUUACUAACGGAUAAAACAGGAACACUUACACAGAAUGAGAUGAUAUUUAAGCGCCUCCACCUAGGUACUGUGUCCUAUGGAACAGACACAAUGGAUGAAAUUCAGAGUCACAUUAUAAACUCUUAUUCACAGGUGCACUCUCAGAAUAGUGGAAACAGUACAAGUUCAACACCAUCUAGGAAACCUCAGUCAUCUGCACCCAAAGUCCGCAAGAGUGUCAGCAGUCGGAUACACGAAGCAGUGAAGGCCAUAGCACUGUGUCACAAUGUGACCCCGGUAUAUGAAUCCCGGGCUGGUGUGUCUGGAGAAACAGAGUAUGCAGAGGUGGAUCAGGACUUCAGCGAUGAAAAUCGAACUUACCAGGCUUCCAGCCCUGAUGAGGUAGCUCUGGUGCAGUGGACAGAGAGUGUCGGUCUCACUCUGGUUAACAGGGAUCUGACCUCAAUGCAGCUGAAGACCCCUGGUGGACACAUUCUGACGUACUAUAUUCUGCAGAUCUUUCCCUUCACUUCUGAGAGCAAGCGCAUGGGGAUCAUAGUUAGGGAUGAAUCUUCAGGAGAAAUUACAUUUUACAUGAAAGGUGCAGAUGUUGCAAUGUCCACUAUUGUACAGUACAAUGAUUGGUUAGAAGAAGAGUGUGGUAAUAUGGCACGAGAAGGACUGCGUACGCUGGUCGUUGCCAAAAAAUCACUGACUGAAGAGCAGUAUCAAGAUUUUGAGAGUCGAUAUAACCAAGCAAAGUUAAGCAUACAUGAUAGAAACCUGAAGGUUGCUGCUGUGGUAGAAAGUUUGGAGCGAGAAAUGGAAUUGCUGUGUCUCACUGGAGUAGAAGAUCAGCUGCAAGCAGAUGUUAGACCAACUCUAGAGAUGCUAAGAAACGCUGGAAUAAAGAUAUGGAUGUUAACAGGAGAUAAACUGGAGACAGCAACUUGCAUCGCGAAAAGUUCUCACUUAGUGUCUAGGACUCAAGAUAUUCACAUUUUCAGACCUGUUACCACUCGAGGAGAGGCUCACUUAGAACUAAAUGCCUUUAGGAGGAAGCAUGACUGUGCCUUGGUGAUAUCUGGGGACUCACUUGAAGUUUGUCUGAAGUAUUAUGAGCACGAAUUUGUAGAGUUGGCUUGUCAGUGUCCUGCUGUAGUGUGCUGCCGAUGUUCUCCCACCCAAAAAGCUCAUAUUGUGAAACUGUUACAGCACCACACUGGAAAACGCACAUGUGCAAUAGGUGAUGGAGGAAAUGAUGUCAGCAUGAUCCAAGCAGCAGACUGUGGAAUCGGAAUUGAAGGCAAGGAGGGAAAACAAGCUUCCCUGGCAGCUGACUUCUCUAUCACACAGUUUAAACACAUAGGUAGGCUGCUGAUGGUACAUGGUCGAAACAGUUACAAAAGAUCAGCAGCACUUGGUCAAUUUGUCAUGCACCGAGGCCUUAUUAUUUCAACUAUGCAGGCUGUAUUUUCAUCAGUCUUCUAUUUUGCAUCUGUUCCCUUGUACCAAGGUUUCCUAAUGGUAGGGUAUGCAACCAUAUAUACUAUGUUUCCAGUCUUCUCUCUCGUAUUGGAUCAGGAUGUGAAGCCAGAAAUGGCAUUGCUAUAUCCAGAGCUUUAUAAGGAUCUUACAAAGGGAAGAUCUUUGUCAUUUAAGACCUUCCUCAUCUGGGUUUUAAUCAGUAUUUACCAAGGUGGUAUUCUGAUGUACGGAGCCCUGCUGCUUUUUGAAUCUGAAUUUGUACACGUCGUUGCCAUUUCCUUCACUGCCCUAAUCUUGACUGAGCUCUUGAUGGUUGCACUGACCAUACGAACGUGGCACUGGUUAAUGGUGGUGGCUGAAUUCCUCAGUCUUGGCUGCUAUGUGGCCUCUCUUGCAUUUCUAAAUGAAUACUUUGGUAUAGGCAGAGUGUCUUUUGGAGCUUUCUUAGAUGUUGCCUUUAUCACAACUGUGACCUUCCUGUGGAAAGUGUCAGCAAUCACUGUUGUAAGCUGUCUUCCACUUUACAUUCUCAAGUACUUGAAGCGCAAAUUUUCUCCUCCAAGUUACUCCAAGCUUACCUCGUAAAAGUAAUUAUAUUCCUAUGGUUUUUCACUUACACCAGUCUUCAAAUUGCACAUGCACUGUGCUUUAGUGUCUAUGGAUUUAUGUUGGACUAAAGAAAUGGAAAAAAAAAAGUGGUAGAGUGAAUAGAGCACAAAAAGAGGAGGAAACAUCUGACAGGUACACUAACAUGGAAGUACUCUAACAAGACUAUCACAGAUACUCUAGAUUUUCUUCAUGUUAAUUUUUUUUUUUACUUUCAGUUGCUAUGAUUAUAAAAUAAAACUGAAUUACCUUUGAUUUGACAAUGCUUCUGAAUGGUGUCAUUGCUACCGUAAAGGAUUUUUGGCUACUGUAAAAGAUUUUUUCCUACCGUAAUCUUCUGCAAGUUGAAUUGAAAGUUUUGUUAUUUAUAACUUCCCUUCCUUAAUUAUUACAUAACUUCCUAAUUCAAGUCCUUUCCUUUAAUGAUUAUAAAUGGAAAAGUUCAUUUGUCCAUACUUACUAUAACAAAUCUAAUACCUGUAAAUGCCUGUGUCUGUAUUAGCAGCUAUUAUUCCUCAUCAGACAUUGAGUAAUAUGCACUAUUUGAAUUAUGUACAGAUGUCUGCAUAGCACAGUAUUAUUUUAGGAGCUGUUGUCCUAUUCUGUACUCUCCAUUUCUGGCACCAGUAAAUAUUACAGAUCUGUGGUGUUGACAACAGUUCUUUAAAUGCACAUUACAGCCAGGUUGCACAAAAGCUGUUUAAAAAUUAAGUUAUAAAUUCUGUACAUAAUUCCACUGCACCUAUUGGUCUGUACAGAUAUCAAAGACAUGGCUGCUCAGUAAAUAUGUUUUAAAAUUCUUAUUCAUUUUGUAUUUGUAAAACUGCAAAUAGUGUCAAAGUACAUUUCUAUAUAUGAGAAGUCCAGUAAACCUUGUAUUAGCUAAUAUGUUUAAAUUGCCUUGUAAUCUGUUUACUUAGGUUACUCAGGUAAAAGAAAGUAAGAUGAACACAUGAGCAUUAUGGUAGAAAAAUCUAUCAUCUUCUGAGUUGUAAAUGUUAUGUUUUUAUAAUUUAGUUUGGGUGCAAACUUGUUUAAAAAAAAAUCAAAACAUUUUUGCUUGUUGUAAACUGUCAGUUGAGUAUCUUGGCUGAGUUAUAACACUUCACAGCAGUUGAAGAGUGUCAGUAUGAGCUCGUACACUCUGAUACAAUCUGAAGGGCCCAAAUCUUGCAUACUGUACUGGAAAGCAGGAUAUAUUAUUUUAGUUUUCCAUUGUGUUACAACUUUGCUUUCUCAAGAAGUAAGUAUAACGAAUUUGGCAUAGUCUAUUAAGCGGUGGAAAUGAAUAGCAUAAUUGUCCAUGCUUUAUUUAUCAAAUAUUUAUGUGUGUGUUUUUAAAAAACACUUAAUACAGAUGUCAUUUUUAUGUUUGACUGUAGGCCUUUAUAACAUAAUUCCUUGUUUAGUGUCUUAUAACUUUGUCCUUACGCCAUUAUUAUAUUGGGUGAGUAAUACUUAAGUGAUAAAUAUAACUACUUCCUGGGAGAGCAGAGGAAACUGCUGCAGAGCUAUUUGGACUCCACUCCAUUAAUUUUUGUUUUGAGAGUUUUUCUUACUAGCUAUUUAUGUGCUUUUUUUAUUUUUCAUUUUCAUUCCUCAUUAUAAAAGCAAUAAAGCCUAAUUUCUACCAAAUAUUAUUAAUGGUAUAUGUAUGAAACGAAAUACUGAAGUAGUGUUUCUUUUAAUUACACAACACUGCAGACUGGUUUGCUCUCCCCCUCUGUAAACUCACUUCUGUAAAGCCCCCACAAGAUGUCACUGUUCUUGCAUAGUAGCAGAAGCCUUUCUUCAUUUCAUACGGUUUUGGCAAGCUAUUCUGGGUUUCUAUUUUUAGUUUAGUCCUCUGAUAUUUUUGUUGCUGAUUUGCUUUAAUUUUCUAUUUUUCCCCAAUAAGUGGUAAUUACUUUGAAUCAAUUAAGAGAAGUCACCAGCGUGCACUCGUUCUGAAAUGUUGGUGAUGUUUUCUUGAGACGUUUUUCUUACACAUGGUGAGCUCACAACCAGAUGCAUACAAUUCAGUAGAUCAGCAAAAGCUUAGAGUUGGUCAUCCUUCACCUGCACAUCACAUCCGUGACAUUAGGCAGAAAACGAGAAAACAUCAGAAAUUAAACUAGCAGUAUGAAAGUGGGAGCGUUACCGUCAUACAGCUGUAUGCGAUACAGUCGUAUCUCUGUGUAGAGAAUUUAUUGCGUACAUAUAUUAAUCCUCAGCGUUAAGACUGUGAGGUUAGUGUGAUAGCAAAUGUGAUCCUGCACACAGAUAGUAAGCCUUUCAAAAGUGGAGUCAAUUCUCUAGAGUGCCUGCUUUCUUAGAGUGUUAUUAAUAUAUAUCAAAGGUCUAGUUUCAGCUAGCACUUUAUUUUGAAGACCGCGGAAGUCCAAUUCAGGUGACUUACCUUGCUUUUGAGGUUCAGACACCCCAAAACUAUGUGUACCAGGUAAGUCUGCUUUCUGUUCAUUCAUGUCACUCAGCCACAGCCCUGUAAAGGGGUAGCGCUACCAAAUCACAGUGGUUUACAGGUAACAGUAUCAGUAAGAAUUUACGUAUUGUAAUAUGUCAUCUUUCAGUAGAAAGCUUCAACGUGUUGUGUAUUUUAGUACAAAGUAGGCUAAGUACCAUCACAAACCCUGGCUCUUAAAACAGACUAGAAUGGUAACAUGUCUGGUGUGCAGGUGAAUAAAUUAUUUUGUAAGAA